AUGGCCGAAAAUAACCGAAAGGUUCCCCUAUGCCUCGUCCCUUUUGUGUAUAUUUUUAAGGUUUUAAUCGUCCUCUUUCUCGUCCCCGGCACUGACUUGGGCGUUUUAAGGGCGGCCCGGCCGGCCGGCCUCGGGAAUGGCGCUACCACCACUCCUCACUAUACGCAUGCCGCUGCCGGAAAGGAAGAGAACAGAGAAUGGAUCUACUCUGAGGGGCGCGCUGGUACCGGCCAUACACCCAGAUCGACCAGUCGUGCUGUGCUGGCCACCAAGGUUCUCCGGAUUUGGUAUGAUAGCCUCGCCGACUUAUCACACUUACAGCACUUCACUGGGUACACCUACACCCAUGACACGUACCCUCCUCUUCAUGUGAAGAGGAGAGGGCAGGCAACCAAAACGAGCGAACGUAAAAAAGCCCCCUCCCCUUCAGAAGAAGGAGAGGGCAAACCCACAAAACACUGUUCACUCCUGCUGGGCCCUCGGUGCCACCCAGAGCCCAGCAGGAACAGCGCCGGAGACGUAACGCAAAGUAGCCCCCUCCCCUUACGAAGAAGAGAGGGCAGCAGGAGACAUAACGUAAAACAGCCCUCUCCUCUUCAAAAGAGGAGAGGGCAGGCACAAACACACGAGCGUAGGCGGGGCCAAUUCCCCAACGCAAAAAAGCCCCCUCUCCUUCGGAAGAAGGGGAGAGGGCAGGAGCGCGAGGGCGAGGGCGAGGGUGAGGGCGAGGGAGAGGCGGCGGAAUUACCCCCUCCCACACGGGGAGAGGGCGUACGAAACGUUGGCCCGUUCGUCCCAACGGGGACGAACGGGCCGGUCGAUUUUAUACAUGUCCCCUCCCCUUCAUCGGAAGGAGAGGGGACGGGACGCCGCACGCCACCAGGGCGUACCCCGGGGCCGACGGCCACCAGGGCCGCCACACAGACCACCAGGGCCACACCAAAGGCCACCAGGGCCACCAGGGCCACCAGGGCCACUACGGCCACGGCCAACCGCCAGGCCACCACACAGGCCACCAGGGCCACAACCAGGGCCACCAGGGCCACCACCACCACCAGGGCCACACCAGGGCCACCGCCAGAGCAGAAAUAUUUACCCCCUCCCACCUUGUGGUGGGAGGGGGGAGGGAUCGACCCUCCAGCACUCCAGGUGCUGGAGGCCAAGGAGGCGAUUGGAAUCCCCUCCCUUCUGUAG
This is a messenger RNA of Morchella sextelata, 1194 nucleotides long. RefSeq lists its product as uncharacterized. The record is from RefSeq and is a predicted model, not a curated record. The transcript has 4 exons. The coding region runs from base 1 to 1194 and encodes 397 amino acids. NCBI's taxonomy places the organism in Eukaryota, Fungi, Ascomycota, Pezizomycetes, Pezizales, Morchellaceae.